AUGGAGAAUUUUUCCACUUUUAACUUUUUGUACUCCGGACUCGCCACCGACAGCACAAUGAUAUUACCACAGAGCGAGCCGUCAAUACACUCCUCUUUCAACGAGGCGGAUGGAGGACAUAUAUCUGUUAUCGACUCUUACGCACCAUUUUUCAACACAUACACUCAAUUUUCUCCAAUCAACCCCCAGCAACAAGCAUCAACAUUGGCAUCCACCCUUGAUCUCUCACCGCACCCUACAAUGGAGCCAUCUCCCAUGUAUUCUUUUCAAAACUUUGAGGCCAUCAACCCCUUGUUUAGGUUGUCUCCUGACUUUUCCCCCUCAUUGACUUCAGGACGUGUGUCAACUCCGGAUCCGUGCAGAAUCUUUCCUGAGGAUUCAUGUACAUCUGCAACUUAUCCACCGACCUUUUGUCAGGCGCCAUCGAGCAUGCGCCAAUCACAGUCGCUCGAAAACUUUGGUGAAUAUACAUCCGUGGACGUGACUGAUGGGCACCUAUGCUAUCCGCCAACUUCUUCCACGGGGGUAGCCCCUACAAAUGUGCAACAUGAUCGAUACGUCAAUAUCGCUCAUGGUGGGAUCUGGUUCGCCGACACAGAUCCAUCCACACAGGUGGCGAAAACCCUUACGAGGGUAGACACGGAAGAUAGAAAACAAAAACGACAGUUGCUUCCAACGCUUGAAAGCGUUGAACAACUGGUUUCGUAUUAUCUCCCUGGGAGUCAUGCUAGCCUCCCAGGGAGUUCUAGCAACAGUUUCCACUUCCAUAUCGGAGAAAAGGAAACACAUCAUAAAAACGGAUCCACGCAGUGGACAUCGAACCGCGAAGUGGGCUCCGGGGGCGACCCCGUUGAGCCUUUCGCUGGGCCCACACACAAAGAUGGAGGGAUGGCGAACCAUCUCUCCGCAACACGGAACGGCGACAGGCAAGUGUCCACCGCUUCCAGAUAUACUAGGAAGCGAAGGCUGUCAACGGCGGACAACGAUGGCAGCAAAUCCGCACCUGCCGCAAAACGUCCACGAAAGAGGUCGCCACGGGACCCUCUUCGGGACCAAAAGGCAGGAGAAGGCAGGGUCGCGAGGGCCCUGACGGCCGCACCGACUCGGAGGCCGCAUCGCAAGCCGGCCACACCGCGAUGCAUGGCUGGUGCGGUCUCGGAGGGGCAUGUGGUGGUGCAUGACCGUGAGCGCCACUCAAAGAAGGGGAAGGAACUCACCUUCCAGGUGAUGUCGGCCGUACAAAGGCCAUAG
This is a messenger RNA of Psilocybe cubensis, 1251 nucleotides long. RefSeq lists its product as uncharacterized. Bases 1 to 1251 code for a protein of 416 amino acids. NCBI's taxonomy places the organism in Eukaryota, Fungi, Basidiomycota, Agaricomycetes, Agaricales, Agrocybaceae. The record is from RefSeq and is a predicted model, not a curated record. The transcript is spliced from 7 exons.